Messenger RNA from Verticillium alfalfae VaMs.102, 1401 nucleotides. RefSeq lists its product as hypothetical. The coding region runs from base 1 to 1401 and encodes 466 amino acids. The record is from RefSeq and is a predicted model, not a curated record. The transcript is spliced from 2 exons. Lineage: Eukaryota; Fungi; Ascomycota; Sordariomycetes; Glomerellales; Plectosphaerellaceae.
AUGCAUCUAUUCGCCCACCACUUGCCUGCCGUUCUUGUCUUGUCUCCAGACUCUUGGGAAGAUGCGCGGAGGCGUCAAGUCCUCGCUCGUCGUCAACAGGGCAAUGAGCGCAAGCUUGUGACAAUUAUUAUUUUAGCCUGCCUGAUGGGCCUGAUUCUUCUGACAUUGCUUUAUCUCGUGAUUCGCGCAUUUCGAUUUCGCCAUGCAAACAAAAAGAAGGGAGGCAACGCCCAGACUGGCAACCGUGGCUGGUUUUCUGGUCUGUCGCUGACCGGUCGCGGACGCGAUUAUCAGCAAGCCCAUGACGAUGAUGCCGUUGAAGCUUCUGCCGGCCGACGAAACCGCGCCUCAGUCCGCUUUGCCCCUGCUGCGGGCGAGGGGAAUGCUUCCUCGAAUACUACCUCGACGAUUGACCGGAAUACUUCGGUCCGCUCCGUCAUGACCCUGCCUGCUUACAGGGCCCAAGCACUCGAGAAUGAGCAGGUCAUCGGUCGCGAAGGCGAGAGAGAUGGUGUCGAUAUUGUUGUCGAAAACCCCACGGCCGAGGAGGACGAGGAAAGAAGGGAGCGCGAAAUGGCAUCACUCUACGAAAUCCGCGUGGCCCGCCGACAGGAAAUCGCCAACCGUGAGGAGCGCAGACGAGAGCGACAAGAUGCUAGGACUCGAAACGACGUUGUGGCACUCCAAAACAUCAGGGAUAGGACUCGUGCUGCCAGUAACAACUCUGUGCUGGAGGAACUACGCCGCGAUCACGAGCGCCUCAAGAAUGAACGUCAACGCGCAGUCUCGAGCGUAUCAUAUGGCGAUCUCGGCGUUGCACGACACGAUGGAACACGCCUGCGCGCCAACAGCAACGAGAGCGAGAGGAUGGGCUUACUGUCUGACGCUGCUAGCAUCGCUGCUACAUCAACCCGCUCUGGCGUCAUCUCGCCCAUGCAGCACCAAAGAGCAGCUAGCUCAGGCUCCGUCUUGAGCUUUGACAGCGAUCUCCCGUCGCCAGGAUUGCCGAGAUCACGCGCCAGCUCACGUCCUUCGACACCUCGUCUGAAUACUCGAGCCGGGUCGAGCCCCGAAAUCAUCGAGCCCGAUUCGGACAUGCCCUUACACUCACCCCCUGGAUACGAAGAUGUCUCAUUGGAAGAUACCCGCUCGGGGGCUACAACUCCUCACAAUGAGCCACCUCCCGUAUACAGCGGACCUGCGCAGCGAAGAGCCUCGCAGUUGGUCACGGAAAUGUCUGAUUUGGCCGCCGGGAGGCGGUCGCCUACGGAUGGCCGAGCUGAUGGGGACUCUCCCUCCCCGAGGAGUGGCAGUACUGCCCCUCAACUGCCACAACUCCGCCUCCAGCCUCUCCCGCAGAUUGUCAUUGAGCCUUCAAGCGCAAGACCACAAGAUGACUAA